Messenger RNA from Anisakis simplex (herring worm), 147 nucleotides. Lineage: Eukaryota; Metazoa; Nematoda; Chromadorea; Rhabditida; Anisakidae. The record is from the annotation of a GenBank genome assembly.
AUUAUCGUACUCAUCAAAAACUCACAAUCCUACAAAAUCCUGAUCUAUGCACCAAAAGUAUUCCACAGUCACGUCAAUUUCAUGGGUCAUAUCGCAGAUGCUUUAGUUACUGCGGGCCAUGAAGUUGUAAGUCAUCCCGCUUCAUAA